Molecule: messenger RNA, 1402 nt
Organism: Andrographis paniculata
Lineage: Eukaryota; Viridiplantae; Streptophyta; Magnoliopsida; Lamiales; Acanthaceae
Product: ethylene-responsive transcription factor LEP-like
Exons: 1
Coding region: 251-1048 (265 amino acids)
Biological process (GO): regulation of DNA-templated transcription
Molecular function (GO): DNA-binding transcription factor activity; DNA binding
Source: RefSeq, a predicted model, not a curated record
AAAUACAUAUAAAAUAUUAAUUCAGACCCCCCUAUUUAAACACCCCCCUAAAUCCCCAAACAUUUCAUCAACUGCCACAAACAACUUUUCAAAAACACACAAUCAAGAAAUAAGUCUCCAUCAUCAUCAUCUUCUGCAUUUCAAUUGCUUUCUUCUUCUCCUUCACCUUCUUCUUCUUCCACUGUCAGAAAAUCUACUGACAAAGUCAAGUCAAAUCAAGUCAACUCUCAUUUUAUUAUAUAUAUACACAAUGGACAGCUCAAGCAGCAGGCCCGGACCAAGCUCCUCCUCCUCCCCUUCCCCCAAGCCCAAAAAAAACAAGUCCGGGACCCCCCAAGACCCGGCCUCCUCCAACCGAUUCCUCGGCGUCCGCCGCCGCCCCUGGGGCCGAUACGCCGCCGAGAUCCGAGACCCCUCCACCAAAGAGCGCCACUGGCUCGGGACCUUCGACACCGCCGAGGAGGCGGCCCUCGCCUACGACCGCGCCGCCAGGACCAUGCGGGGCUCCAGGGCCCGGACCAACUUCAUCUACUACGACAUGCCCCCGGGCUCCGCCGUCACCUCCAUCGUCUCCCCCGACGAAACCUCCCGCCGCCACGACUUCUCCAUGAUUUUCCCCGACGACGCCGCCGCCUCCCAGAACAUGCUUUUCUUCGGCGACUGCGCCGCCGCCAGGCAGACGGCGGCGCCGCCUCCGCCGCCGCAGGGAUUCCACCUGACGCCGGGGGAGACCGCCUGGAACCACCAGACGAGUAAUUACGGAAAUCAGAUAAUUGGCUGCGGCGGCGGUGGAGGUGGCGGCGGCAGCGAGCUGCCGCCGCUGCCGCCGGACAUUACCAGCAGCUGGUACUCCGGGCAGCCGCCGGUGCUGUCGGAAAUGGGACAUGGAGUGCUGAAUGAUAUGAGGUAUUUGGAACAAGGGCGGCGGAGCGUGGACAGCGCCGCGGCGGCGGCGGCGGCGGCGGAUAAUUACCUGAGCUACGACGGCGGCGCCGCCAUGGACCCCGCCAGAAGCAGCUUUUCCGGCGGGUAUGGAGGAUGGUUCUGAUCUACAUUUUUCUAUUAUUUUUUAAAAAUAUAUAUAUAUUACGAAUUAUCUAAAUUUUAAGGUAAGGGGAUGUUUGGCUUGUCGGGUUUUAGGAUUCCUAUAAAUGUGUGGUUUUUCAAUUUUUUGUCACUGUUGUUGAAAUUUUCUUCGCACAUUUGUCGUUUUACUUUUCCCAUUGUAACGUUGUCGGGAAUUUUGGUUCAUCGCCAUUCAAUUUUCCAUACAAAACAAACGCAGUCUUAUUUAUUUAUUUAUUUCUUGUCUUUGGGUUAGAUAAUUUUUAUAUUAUAAUAUAAUUCUAAAUAAUAUCUGAAUGGAUGAUGACCAAACAGUGUUUAGGUACUAAAUUUUCAA